UUAUAUAGAAUAUGGCGGCUAGUUUGAUAAAAGAGAGGACUCUAAUAUUUAUUUUAUUUAGUCUAAGCUUAACGAAAUUAGUACUAGCCCAUAGUGAUCAACAUGAAACAGAAUUUUGCAACACUGAAGCUGAGGGAAAAUGUUCUAAAACAAACACCGAACAGUUAGCUGAGAUGAAAUAUCGGAAAGAAGAAAACACCAGAUGGAGCCACUAUCUGGAGAAAUUAGAACAGGCCCUUAAAGAAUAUGAGCCCUGCAAUGCAACUGAUUGCUCCUGUCAUACAAGUGUAAUCAGCAGAGAUCUGGCACCUUGGAAGAAGAAGGGGAUAUCUCAGGCACUUAUUCAGGCAGCAAAGGAACGAGGAACUCACUAUCAGAUAAUAAACCACAAACUGUACAGGGACUCUGAAUGCAUGUUUCCUUUCAGGUGCAGUGGAGUAGAAUAUUUCAUUCUGAAACUUGUUAAGAAACUUCCAGACAUGGAAUUUGUACUCAACACUAGAGACUGGCCACAAGCUAACAAACAUUGGUCACCACUUCCCAUUCUGAGCUUUAGUAAGACUGACCAGUACUGGGACAUCAUGUAUCCAGCCUGGACGUUUUGGGAGGGUGGCCCAGCUAUAAGUUUGUAUCCUACUGGGAUUGGAAGAUGGGAUCUUCAGAGAACAAUUAUUACCAAGGAAGCCGAGAAAUGGCCUUGGGAAAAGAAAAAACCUAUUGCUUUCUUCCGUGGGUCCCGAACAAGUGCAGAAAGAGAUCCAUUAAUCUUGAUGUCAAGAGAAAGACCGGAUCUUGUAGAUGCCCAGUACACUAAAAAUCAAGCAUGGCGAUCCGAGAAGGUAGAGUUUCAUAAUAUAAGUAAGGUUUAGAACUUGUUACUGUUAAUAUAAGUAAGGUUUAGAACUGGUUACUGUUAAUAUAAGUAAGGUUUAGAACUGGUUACUGUUAAUAUAAGUAAGGUUUAGAACUGGUUACUGUUAAUACAAGUAGGGUUUAGAACUGGUUACUGUGUUAAUAUAAGUAAGGUUUAGAACUUGUUACUGUUAAUAUAAGUAAGGUUUAGAACUUGUUACUGUUAAUAUAAGUAAGGUUUAGAACUGGUUACUGUUAAUAUAAGUAAGGUUUAGAACUGGUUACUGUUAAUAUAAGUAAGGUUUAGAACUUGUUACUGUUAAUAUAAGUAA
Limulus polyphemus (Atlantic horseshoe crab) is the source of this 1184-nucleotide messenger RNA. Its product is annotated as O-glucosyltransferase rumi homolog. The coding region runs from base 12 to 869 and encodes 285 amino acids. Gene Ontology annotation, molecular function: UDP-xylosyltransferase activity; UDP-glucosyltransferase activity. The transcript is spliced from 6 exons. The record is from RefSeq and is a predicted model, not a curated record. Gene Ontology annotation, biological process: positive regulation of Notch signaling pathway; protein O-linked glycosylation. Gene Ontology annotation, cellular component: endomembrane system. Lineage: Eukaryota; Metazoa; Arthropoda; Merostomata; Xiphosura; Limulidae.